AUGGAAACACAAAACUACUCGGAGUAUUUCUAUGUUUUAGGAAAACAAUAUUUCACACUCGGAAAUUAUGAGGCGGCAAAAGAACAGUUUUUAAUAGCGGCGAAUGUGUCUGAUUACCAUGACACAGAAAUUAUCAGUUCACUUUGUGAAGUGCUCAUACUUCUCAAGGAAAGAAAAGAAGCAGUUACUAUUUUAUUACGAUACUUUAAUAUCCCACACAUUUCAUUGAUACAACCUCCAUACCCAACCGUUAGUACUUUACAACUUUCUAUUUUUAUGUCAGUCUUUUCACACGACAAAAGUGCACUUGAAGUUCUUUCAAAAUUUCCAACGAAGUUGACGACCUUCAAUUUACACUCUCCAAGUCAAGUGAUGCAAAUUUCUCACAUCAAUUUUACAUUAAUCAAGUCGAAAGCCAAAAGUGAUGUCUUGCGUUCAUCCGAGUGUGUUUUAACAAGUGCUCUUGACUCUACAAAUUUAGCUUUUUUAAAUAUGAUAGUACACAACAAGUUACCUUUAGAACAGGCAAUUUCUUCAUGCAACAAGAUGAUUGAAAGUUCGCAAAAUUCACUGAUUCGUGACUUGAACAAACUGACACUCUCUUUAAUGACAAGAAAUUACGUCGAUUUCUUUCAACAAAUUUUGAUGCUUCGACAGACCUUUCCUAAAAUCGAGAGCUCUUCCUUCGUGCAAUUCCUUGAGGCUUUGUUCUUCUACGAAAAACGGAAAUUCACUGAAGCCCAAUAUGCCCUGUCACGGUGUGUCGGGGAAAAUACCGUUGUGUAUUCCACGUCAAUUGAUUUCUGUGGGGAUGUUCCAAUCGAGUCAAGCGAGUUUGAGGAAGCAAACACUGACUUAGAGAAGUACAAGUUAGGCUUAAAGUUCAUUCAAAUUAAGAAGUAUGAGAAAGCUAUUCGGACACUCAAAACUAUUCAAAGCCUUCGAGUAGAAGGGUGUGUUGCUUCUGGGUAUGCUUAUUCAUUAAUGGGAGAACAUGGACUUGCCAUUGAAUGUUACAACGAAGCUUUUGAGUUAACGCCUUCGAAUUUUGAGAUACAAAUUUCUGCUAUUCAAGAAAUGAUCUUAGCUAGAAAUUUGAAUUUGGCGGACCAGACCUUAGGGGGGAUUAUACCUAUUGCUGUCACUUGGGAGGUCUUAGCUUCGUUGGGACAAUUGAGGUAUGCUCAAGGAAAGUAUGCAGAAAGCUUGAAGGCGUAUUCAGCUGCUGUUGAUAAGUGUGGAGAAGAUAAUGUUCGAAUCACUAAACUGAUGUAUUCCAACAUUGGGCAUUGCUAUAGGAAAAUGGGAAAUUAUGAUACAGCCAUUGAAGCAUUUAAUAAAGGGAUGGGACACAACGAUAACAUCCCACUUGCUGGGAUUGGGGCGUGUUUUUAUAAAAUGAACAAUUUGCAAGAAGCCUCGAAGUACUUCCAUUGCUCUCUUGCAAUCAAAGAUGACUAUCUCAUCCAACAAUUUCUGCGACUUGUGACUUCAAAGUUGUCUCAUUGA
Messenger RNA from Entamoeba invadens IP1, 1509 nucleotides. RefSeq lists its product as hypothetical. Gene Ontology annotation, molecular function: protein binding. Lineage: Eukaryota; Evosea; Mastigamoebida; Endamoebidae. The coding region runs from base 1 to 1509 and encodes 502 amino acids. The record is from RefSeq and is a predicted model, not a curated record. The transcript is spliced from 4 exons.